Molecule: messenger RNA, 1349 nt
Organism: Solanum stenotomum
Lineage: Eukaryota; Viridiplantae; Streptophyta; Magnoliopsida; Solanales; Solanaceae
Exons: 2
Coding region: 897-1349 (150 amino acids)
Source: RefSeq, a predicted model, not a curated record
UACCUCUCAGUGUUCGACCUCCCGGCGAACACUGAUGUGGAGCUCCGCCCUCUCAACGCCCGUCAUCUCCGGUGAAACUCCGGUGUUCUAGCUCCCGAAGAAAACUGAUAGGGAGCUCCGCCCUCUCAACGCCUGUCAUCUCCGGUGAAACUCCGGUGUUCGAGCUCCCGGCGAACACUGAUAGAGAGCUCCGCCGUCUCCGCUGAAAAGCUUGGUUGAUGAACAAUCACCAGUUUGCUUGUCCAACUCAUCUUUGUUCAUCGGGAGUUCAAUUCACAUGAAUUAGGUAUUUUCCAUCCAUUUGCCUGAUUUUAUUAAAUCCUUUCGUUAGCUAGGGGGAUUGAAAAUGAGAAAAAUGAAUGAUUGGUCGGAUUUUAACGUGAAUUGAUGGUUAUAAUUGUUAGAUGUAUAGAUCUAAUUGGGAAUUACCUUAAUUUUCUCAUUGUGGCACUCUGUAGCCACCAAGGACAAUUUUAAUAGUAAGUUGCUUAGGUUCCAUAGCUUAUGGUGGCUGUGGAAUGGAAUGAUAACAAAUGUAGGAAAUUCUUAGUCUUUACAAUAGCAUGAUUUGAAGAAGAGGAUUUCGGGAGCCCUGGAAAAUGAUGUAUGGAGUCUAUGUGAUGGGUUAUCAGAGUCGGAAAAGAGGUGAAAUUGGUCUGUUAUCCAUUGUCCGGUGUUCAAAUACAAUUGCCACAUCAAAAUGCCACCGAACAUUAUCAAUCCAUCAAGGCUUUACAACCAUGGACCUUUAUACAUAAAGCAGUUCUGACAGCUAAUUCUUAUUGAUACGCCUGAUUACAUUCUCAUGGUAAUUAAGGGAAAAUGUCCAGUCGCUCAGUUUGCAGGAGAUUUUUUAUGGAUCAGGAAUAAAAAGUUGACCUAUCAAGGACAUAUCAAUGAUGUGUUAUAUUUCAGUGGCAACUUUUAUGCAACCAGUUAUAGCGGCUAGGGAUUUAGGGGACAGAUUUUUUCUUGGGUGUAAUGCUUCUCUUUGGGUCCAACCUUCUCAACUUCCGGGAAUCAAGCCCGAUCAUAUUUAUAUUACAGAUGAUUGUUUGGGUGCAUACCUCCAGUUUAAAGAAGGUGGCGGCUUGGACAUGGGGGUGUUGAACUUAGCAGAUGGCAGUAUCCAGCCACAUUAUAUGGUGUUUCCCUCAGCCGCGUCUGUCCUCCAAUUUGGGUCACACCAAAUCCUUGCAUCCUUUGAUCCAUCAAAUCCAGUUACAUCUGUUGAUAUUCAUAAGAUUUUUGAGAAUCGUUCCCAGAAGCACAUGCGUUUGAAGGCAGCUGGUGCACUAAAGCUCUCGCUAUGCGCAGGGUUUGGGGAAGGGCCGAACCACAAGGGUUAG